Molecule: messenger RNA, 373 nt
Organism: Linepithema humile (Argentine ant)
Lineage: Eukaryota; Metazoa; Arthropoda; Insecta; Hymenoptera; Formicidae
Product: protein FAM98B-like
Source: RefSeq, a predicted model, not a curated record
UAAAUGUAUUACUAAUUUAAUAAAUAUAUAUUAAUUUUUGCAGAGGACAUGACACAAAGAGUGGAAAGUAUGACGCUGGAGGAGAAAGAUGCUGCUGUACAACAGUUGAUGCAACAAAUGUUGCAUCAACAAGAAAAAUUGGUACAAAUGCAGCAGCAGCUGCAGCAAAAUACAAACACAGAAAAUAUCCAAGAGCAGCAGCAGCCGGAGGAACAAACAAGAGAAAAAAGGAGAGGAGGCGGAAAGUCUCGCGCUCGCUGGUAUCACCAGCGAGGUGGAAGAAGUGAAUGGGGAGGCAGAGGUGGAUGGGGAGGCAGAGGUGGAUGGGGAGGCAGAGGUAGAUGGAGCGGCAGAGGUGGAUGGGGUGGCAGAG